ACCGCGUUCUUCAUCUGUCUUGCUCGCACACAAGAUUUUGCAAAUUGUUUGCGGUAUGGUCUGCGAACAGUCUUCGACAUUGCUUUGAAAAACCAUCUACAAGUAUGGGAAGAGCACGGAAGGACUCAUUCAAUCAACCACCCGUUGAUACAUACCGCAAGAAAAUAGGGAAACACGAGAAUAAGAAGUCCAAGUCUGAUAUCAAGGAGUCAAAGAAACGUGUGCAAAGCAAGAAUGUGAAGUCCAAGACAUACAAGGAAAUUGCCACCAUCCUGGGCUUCCUGAUCGCUCUGCUAUUCGGAGGAUACACGCUGUCAUACGUUUUGCUCACUGGCAGCAUUCCGUCCCUUUGGGCCUCGGUGAUGAAAAAUUAAUGAGAAACUCGGACCCCCCCCCCCCCGUGCACCACAUGAUUGGGACGUCAAAAGCACCUUUAUUUUAUUAUCUUUACUUUUGAGCAUUACAAACUGUAGUGCGCUGCCUAUCUUUCUUUUUAGGGCAUUUAUAUGUACGUAUAUUGUUUUCAUCUUAAUUUAAUGUGAUGUACCUGAUUGUGCACGUGACUGUACAUAUCUUCUAAUGUACUAGGGCAAGUAUGUUUAGAGCACAAAUCGCUCAAAGCACAAAUGUUAUUGACAAAGUCUGAGUACCUGCCAUAUCUUAAUGUUGUUACAGAUAAGCAAUGUGCAUUUUGUAUUACUUUUAAAUAACUAGUAAUGUAAACUUGCUGUUUCAAUUGAUGCAGUGUGUUUGCCCCAGAGAAAAAACUUGGAUGAGGUUUCGCGUGAGAAGUUUGCUAAAUGCACUUACCCCACAUUUAUGUGCAAAGUGUUAUCUGUUCAUCGAUGUAUGCGACACUCGAAAUGGAAUAGCAAGAAGAAGCCUUCUAUUUUGCAUUCACUGGUAUCAGGUGUUCUGCAGUCUAGUUUGCAGUUCUUUUCUUUGCUACAAAAUGCAAGUUGGCUGGUAUAUAUUGCUAUAGAAGUGAAACUUCAAAGAAUCCAGUUGUGCUGGUUUGUAGCAUGUUGAGCUCUCUGAGUGCUCUUUUUGCUUCUACAAAAUCUAGUAAGCUUGAAUGAACUGUUACUUAGUGCCCUGGUGUCACAGUUACUUUCAAUGACAGGGUAAUCUUCUAUUCAAGCCUUUUCUAUUUUAUACGAGAUAGUUUUAUUGUGUUUCUGUUAAGACUAUAUUACUGUUUUUCGUUUUGUCUAUGAAGCCACUUAUUGAGGCCUAGAAGUCCUUUCAUAAUUAGUGUUUCUUCUCUCUGAAAGGAAACGACGUAAAAGUAGUACAAGCUUUUAGAAAUGUUCGUUGUUUGUCCUUUUAAAAAGCAGUAAGCUGCAUUUGUGACGUUUAAUUCGACUGUAUUUCGGGCUUUUACUCUCUUUCUCUGUCAUGUUGUACUGCAAAAUGACCUGUAGCUUUCUAGUUACAAAGUCAAGGACGUGCACACUUGUGUACAUUUCAAUGUCUUCAGACUUUCCUUUUUAUCACUCCUGUCACCUGAACGCAAGUCUGAUAGAUCUCUACAAUGGCUCCCCGGUGAAUUGAGUACAGUGUACCUUGCUUUCUGUGCUGAAAAGUGUGCCAAAAAAUGUGCCAAGACAUCGAAUGCUUCACUCUUAUGGCUUGGUAUCUGCAAAAGCCGAAUAUGAUGCGGAUGCACCGCAAUUUAAAAUUUGCAAAUGAAUAACACAUUCAUUGGUGAAGCACUGAAGACAUAAAAGUGCUGCACAAACUCUAAUGUACUUGUCUUCUUUCCCGUUAUGCUCGGCCACUUUUCGCAUUUCUGUCUUUCUCAGUUUUAAUGCAGGUCAACUUGAAUGAUGAUUGAAAGUGUGCAGCUGACAAUUGUGUAGAAGUCAAGUUGGAUUAUUCCGACGAAAGCCAAUUGUAUUGCGCUGCUUAUGCACUCAAAAUAACUCUUACAUGCUGCAAAGGGACCACUGAGAGUUUAUAACAAAGUGGCAUGACAAUGCAAGCGGCACCUCACAAACUGGACACUUUCUCACAUAUCACUGUAUUGCACCUUGUGGCAUUAACGCACAUCUUGUGGGACCCCAGGCAUUUUGCACCAGUACAUUUGCGGUUACAUUGUUAUAUAAGCUUCACCUUUAAUGCAAUACUCUUUGUUCCAGAUUUAUUUACCUGUGUGUUCAAACAACCUUGUCUGAAAUGUUUCAUGUACAUGCUAGCAAGUUGAGAAUGAUUUGUAAAAUGGCCACACUCAGCCUGCAAUCUUUUAGUGUACAUUUAUAUAAAUAAAAGGUUUUUUUUAAGUGUU
This is a messenger RNA of Rhipicephalus microplus (southern cattle tick), 2287 nucleotides long. RefSeq lists its product as uncharacterized. The record is from RefSeq and is a predicted model, not a curated record. NCBI's taxonomy places the organism in Eukaryota, Metazoa, Arthropoda, Arachnida, Ixodida, Ixodidae. Gene Ontology annotation, cellular component: endoplasmic reticulum membrane.